Lecanosticta acicola is the source of this 1821-nucleotide messenger RNA. The record is from the annotation of a GenBank genome assembly. Lineage: Eukaryota; Fungi; Ascomycota; Dothideomycetes; Mycosphaerellales; Mycosphaerellaceae.
AUGAACUCACUUCUCCAAAGGCUUCGCAUCCAAGAGGAUCCUAACCGGCCUGUACCCAAGGAAGCCUACGGAUGGCGGGUGUACGCACAAGCAUUAUGCGCAGCAGGAGUGAGUUACAAGCACGAAGUCAUUCAGUGUGAGCACGAAGUCAUUCGGUUUAAGCGUUGACGAGCGUGAAAGGGCGCUUCUCUGGUCGGCUAUGACCAUGCAUACAUCGGCGGCACCUCUACACUUUCAAGCUUCCAGCACGCAUUCGGCAUCGACCCCAGGAACAAGGCAGCACUCCUCGCUAACAUAAUGUCUACAAUGAUCGCAGGAUGCGCUCUCGGCAGCGUGAUGGGCUACAUCCUUGCAGAGAAGCUCGGCCGCAAGAAAGCCCUCCUCUUUGCCAGCAUCGUCACAUCCAUUGGCGGCAUGAUCCAGAUGUUCAAAGGUCACAUCGGGCUUCUCUACGCUGGACGUAUCAUCUCUGGCGUCGCUAUCGGAACCGUGAUAGGUACGAUACCUGUCUACAUCAGCGAGAUUGCGCCACCAACCAUUCGUGGACGGUUGGCAGGCAUGGAAAUGUGCGUAGCAUUACUGACGCAGCUUCUCGGAUACUGGAUCAACUAUGCCGUCGAGAGGACCAUUUCUCCAAAGCUUGAUACUCAAUGGCGCAUACCAGUCGCCAUACAAUUCGUGCCUCCCGGUAUUCUAUUGCUGUCCCUUCCUUUUAUGAUCGAGUCCCCACGUUGGCUGGUUCAUCAAGGACGGCACCAGCAAGCUCUCGAAUCCCUGGCAUGGAUUCGGAAUCUCGCCCAAGAUCACGAAUACGUUCAGUGGGAGCUCAGUGAAAUCCAGAAAAGUGCAGCUUCGUCACUGCAAGGGACUUUCAAACAAAACACAGCUGCAUCGUGGAAGGAACUCAGACAACCUGGAACGCGGAGGAGACUGGUACUCGCCACGACGUGCAAAAUUUUGCACUCUAUCAAUGGGUAUGUUCGGCUACCGCAACGCUCACGCUACCUUGCUGACUGUUGCCCACAGAAUGACUCUCCUGUCUCUAUACGGACCGCUGUUGCUCGUAAAGGUCGGUUUCGUCAAGAAGUCAGAAGCUCUCUUCUUCACAGGAUUCUAUGGCGUUGUAAAGGUUGUCGUGACGGCAAUUUUCACGUUGUUCUUAAUCGACUCUUGGGGCCGUAGAAAGACAGUAUUGACAGGAACUGUCUUCGUCUUCGUUGCGCAAUUCUACCUAGGAACCUUCUCUGGGGUGUCAAAGUCUUUUGAGCAUACACCGCCAAGAGAUGCCGCACUCUGGCUGGCUUUAGUGGCAAUUUACGUCUGGGUGAGUUGAUUUGUUGCCAACAGCUGGCUUUCUACCGAUACUGACAUUUUCAUCCACAGACCGCCGCUUAUGCCGCCGCUUGGGCCUGGUUUCCCAGCGUCUUCGCCUCCGAAAUCUUCCCAACCCAUCUUCGCGCAAUGGCGCUCAUGUGCAUCAACGUCGUCGGCUGGAUCAUGCAUUUCGUGGUGGCGUACAGCACCCCGUACAUGAUCGAACACCUCAAGUGGGGAACAUUCAUUUUCUUUGGGUGCCUGGGUGUUCUCAGUACGGUAGUGGUCUUCGUUUGGGUUCCGGAGACGAGUUCGAUCCCCUUGGAGAAGACGGGUCUCUUAUUCGAGGGUUCAAAGUGGGCGAGAAAGGCGAGGAAAGAUGCGGAGAGGAAAUUGGAAGAGGAGGCAAGGAAGGGCUCUUCUAGUUCGACUGGCUCUGUGGAAUUGGAGGGCACGGAGACGGUCGUUGUUGGUGAGAAGAAGGAUCAGCGGGGCGAUACUGUCUGA